Musa acuminata subsp. malaccensis (wild Malaysian banana) is the source of this 1590-nucleotide messenger RNA. RefSeq names its product GDP-mannose 3,5-epimerase 1. The record is from RefSeq and is a predicted model, not a curated record. NCBI's taxonomy places the organism in Eukaryota, Viridiplantae, Streptophyta, Magnoliopsida, Zingiberales, Musaceae. Gene Ontology annotation, molecular function: NAD binding; GDP-mannose 3,5-epimerase activity.
GAUCGUCAUGCGUGAGGAAAGCAGAAGAUUCGACCUCCGUCGGUGCUACCUGCAUCGAGACAAUUCAUAUAUUUCUCUAUUGGAUCAUCUCUCUCUCUCUCUCUCUCCAAUUUCUUGACGUCAUAAAGGGUUGGAACUCAAAGGCUUCGUAGAUCUCCUCCUCCUCGUGAGCUUCCCAUCUCCCCCGUCGAAAGCUCUCCCCAGGAUGGGCAGCACCGGGCAUGAGGGAACCGCUUAUGGUGCUUACACUUACGAGAACUUGGAGAGGGAACCAUAUUGGCCUUACGAGAAGCUCCGAAUCUCCAUCACCGGUGCCGGAGGCUUCAUCGCCUCCCACAUCGCGAGGCGUUUGAAGAGUGAGGGACACUACAUCAUCGCUUCCGAUUGGAAGAAGAAUGAGCACAUGACCGAAGACAUGUUCUGCCAUGAGUUCCAUCUCGUCGAUCUAAGGGUCAUGGACAACUGCCUCAAGGUCACUAGUGGCGCUGACCAUGUAUUCAACCUUGCUGCUGAUAUGGGAGGAAUGGGUUUCAUCCAGUCCAACCACUCUGUCAUCAUGUACAAUAAUACUAUGAUCAGCUUUAACAUGCUUGAAGCUGCAAGAAUCAAUGGUGUCAAAAGGUUCUUUUAUGCUUCCAGUGCUUGCAUCUAUCCUGAAUUCAAGCAGCUGGAGACAAAUGUUAGUUUGAAGGAGUCUGAUGCUUGGCCUGCUGAGCCUCAAGAUGCUUAUGGGUUGGAGAAGCUGGCAACAGAGGAGUUGUGCAAGCACUACAACAAGGACUUUGGUAUCGAAUGUCGCAUUGGCCGGUUCCAUAACAUAUAUGGCCCCUUUGGAACAUGGAAAGGUGGAAGGGAGAAGGCACCUGCUGCUUUCUGCAGAAAGGCUCUCACUUCUACGGAUAGAUUUGAGAUGUGGGGUGAUGGUUUGCAAACCCGAUCCUUCACUUUCAUUGAUGAAUGUGUGGAAGGUGUUUUAAGAUUGACCAAGUCAGACUUUCGGGAGCCGGUGAACAUUGGAAGUGAUGAAAUGGUGAGCAUGAAUGAGAUGGUGGAAAUUGUUCUUAGCUUUGAGGACAAGAAGCUUCCCAUCCAUCACAUUCCUGGUCCAGAGGGUGUUCGUGGUCGAAACUCAGACAACAAUCUGAUCAAGGAGAAGCUGGGAUGGGCUCCAACUAUGAAAUUGAAGGAUGGGCUGAGGAUCACAUACUUCUGGAUCAAGGAACAAAUCGAAAAGGAGAAGUCCCAGGGCCUUGAUACAGCAAUCUAUGGUUCAUCAAAGGUGGUGGGAACUCAAGCACCUGUGCAGCUGGGAUCACUUCGUGCAGCUGAUGGAAAAGAAUGAAAUUGGAAAGCUUGGGCAUUACUUUUGUCGCCUGUAAGGGGUAGUAUGGAGUUCAUUUAUUUGAGCUGAAUUCAAUAUUUGUGGCCUGUUUCAUGUCAUACAGAAUAGGUUUUUUUCUAAUCAUAUUAUGAUUCUGUUUGAGGAAAGAAUGGCUCUACCAAAGGCUUUCCUGUUAGCCUUCAUGACCUUAUUUCCUCUAUAUGAGAAUAAACGAAUUGUUAAUCGGAAAUUUUCCUCUUUUGAGUUCU